This is a messenger RNA of Gavialis gangeticus (Gharial), 1405 nucleotides long. It is a transcript of the gene RFXANK, whose product is annotated as regulatory factor X associated ankyrin containing protein. The transcript is spliced from 10 exons. Gene Ontology annotation, molecular function: protein binding. Gene Ontology annotation, cellular component: nucleus. NCBI's taxonomy places the organism in Eukaryota, Metazoa, Chordata, Crocodylia, Gavialidae. Gene Ontology annotation, biological process: regulation of transcription by RNA polymerase II. Bases 247 to 1116 code for a protein of 289 amino acids. The record is from RefSeq and is a predicted model, not a curated record.
UGUGAGGGGGGAGAAGAGCCGCGCAUGCCCACCCCAUGCGGGAAACUCUGCACGGCACCAAGGAAGUCACGAGUCUCCCUUGCAGCGCGGGAAAAUCUCCAGCUUUUGCAAAAAAAUGCUGUGCCCCAGUGCUCAGGGUGGGCCUGGUGAUGGGGAGCCCUGCCCCGUGCACCCCCAGGAAUAGACCAACCCUUGCGCUGCAAGGUGCUGUCUAGCUCCCCCGUGAGCUAACCAGCAGUUGUGCCCAUGGAGGGCAGACGGACGGCACCCAGCCCCUCUGCACAGGGCUCCAGCGGGUGCCAAAGCCUGAAGCGCGAAUGCGAAGAGGACCGGGAGGUGGAGGAGUUGGCCGAGGCUGUGGCCCGGGAGGAUGACGAGUUGGCCGCGGUGUUUCCGCGUCUGUAUCCCUGCAAGCAGGAGGAUGUGAAACCAUGCUUUGGCCAGGCCCCCCCUGAUCACAACGCAGGUUCGUCCCUGAUGCCCUCCGUGAUCCUGGCGAGCCAGCAGCGAGGCAGUGAGGCCUCGGCCCUUGAUGGCUCUUCUUUGAAACAUUCAACCACUCUGACCAACCGGCAGAGAGGCAAUGAGGUCUCUGCCUUGCCGGCCACGCUCGACACUCUGUCCAUCCACCAGCUGGCAGCACAGGGGGAGCUCAGCCAGCUGAAGGAGCAUCUCCAAAGAGGUGAGAACCUGGUGAACAAGCCUGACGAGAGAGGUUUCACCCCGCUAAUCUGGGCCUCGGCCUUCGGGGAGAUCGAGACUGUCCGUCACCUGCUGGAAUGGGGUGCCGACCCCCACAUCCUGGGCAAGGAGCGGGAGAGCGCGCUGUCGCUGGCCAGCACAGGGGGAUACACCGACAUCGUGAUCAUGCUGCUGGAGAGGAACGUUGACAUCAACAUCUACGACUGGAACGGCGGCACCCCCCUGCUGUACGCGGUGCGUGGCAACCACGUCAAGUGCGUGGAGGCUUUGCUAGCUCGUGGAGCAGAUCUGACCACGGAGGCCGACUCUGGCUACACCCCUAUGGACCUGGCUGUCGCCCUGGGACACAAGAAGGUGCAACAGGUGAUUGAAAACCACAUCCUCAAGCUCUUUCAGAACAAGGGCCUGGAGUGACCAGGACUCAGAGGCCUUGGCUUCACCUUUCCAAGGGGCUGCAGGUGCGUCAGAUGGGGCCAACUGUGCUGGAUCCCUGCAGCAGACAAGUGUUUCAGAUGCAAGGCUGGGAGGUCCCUGGUGAGGCCGGACAUGUCGACACUCUCAGGAGUCUGGCAGGAGCUGCACCCGCACCCAGCCCUAGACCUAGCUGUUGUGCCCCUGCCCCAAGCAGGGCCCUCACCUGCUCAGGGCACACCGUCUGCCUGUGCUAAUGUUGCAUUUUGGAAGUAAAUCCUCCAGCAGUCUG